Messenger RNA from Peniophora sp. CBMAI 1063, 1659 nucleotides. Lineage: Eukaryota; Fungi; Basidiomycota; Agaricomycetes; Russulales; Peniophoraceae. The record is from the annotation of a GenBank genome assembly.
AUGAUUCUUGAUACUCUUGGUAUUGACUACGUGAUUCUGGAAGCCAAUGAACGUGUCGGGGGACGCAUCUACACUCAUCGUUUCAACGACGAUCCGAUUGAAGGCAUCAACGCGAACAUCGGUGACCCAGCCCGCUAUGACUACGUUGACAUCGGCGCGAUGCGUUUUCCCAAUAUCGGCUUCAUGAAGCGUGUCUUCGACCUCUUCGAUACACUCGACCUUCGGAAGGAUGGGCUGCUUAUCGAAUAUAAGUACUCGUCUCCCAACACAUACCUACACUAUAACGGCCGGCGUCGUCAUACCGCUGACAUAGUUCCACAACUUAACGGCCAGUACGACGACUUCUUCAGCGUCUCUAGCGAGAAUGGAGGGGCCGUGCCCGGCAACUAUGUUGCUCAGGGCGUGGACCGAGUUUUGGGCGACGUCUUCAGACCGUAUGCAGACCUGUUUAACGACCCAAACACCACCUUUCAAGAGGCGUGGGCCCACCUUCAACAGGAGGGCCCUUACUCCACGCGCGCGCACAUGCUCGGCAGAGCGAGCCCAACGCUUCCCGAGGCGGUCAUCCAAUGGCUGGAAACGUUCUCCUCUGCUACCGGGCUCUACAACAACGCCUUCGUUGAGAGCGCAAUGGACGCGAUCGAUUUUGGGAGCGUCACUGCUGCGCCUCAGAGUGCUGGCGGUCUACCGAAGGAGGAAGUCAACUACGCCUGGUACUGCAUUGACGGAGGCUCCGACCACAUCAUUCGUAGAAUGGUUGACGGCAUCUCUACCACGCCGCUCACCAAACACCGAGUUACCAAGAUCAAGAGCACAGAGGACGGUACGAUGCAAGUGACCUAUCUCAACCCAGGUGGUAUGACAUUGCAGGAGGAGCUUUCACAGGUCAUAUGUACCGUGCCUCUCGGUUGUCUCGCAGACAUUGAGAUCCCAGUGGGCGACAUCUCGUACCUGCAGCGCAUGGCCAUUCGCUCGCUCAACUACGACACCUCGACCAAGAUUGCGCUGAAGUUCCGGACACGCUGGUGGGAGGAUCCCGCCGUCAUGGGUGAACGCACGAUCGAGGGUGGUGUAUCUUCCAGCGAUAUCCCCAUUCGCACCUGCGUCUACCCGUCCUACGGCUUUACAGCGACAGGCACCGUCACAGGCGUCAUGCUUGCGAGUUACACCUGGGCACAGGACGCUCAGCGUCUGGGCGGUCUCUCGCAGGGCAAGGGAUCGGAGGCGGACCGGCUUCUCAUCGACCUCACCCUGAGGAACUUAUCGCAGUUGCACGGCAUACCGAUCGAGAAGUUCGGACCGCUCCUCGACUACUACACGUACAAUUGGCAUGAUGACGAGAACGCGCGCGGCGCGUUUGCGCUCUUCGGACCAGGGCAGUUCAGCCAUCAUGAUCCCGGGAGUAGCUUGUUCGCUAGCAUCAAGGCUCCUGCCGCAGGUGGGAAGUUGCAUAUAGCAGGCGAGGCGACAUCGGUUCAUCACGCUUGGGUACUUGGCUCCCUCAACUCGGCUUGGAGGGCCGUGUACAACGCCCUGGGGAGACGUGAGAAUGCGGAGCAGUUGAGAGAGGAAAUGCGGGCGAAGUGGGACGUGCCAGAGGAGGAGAACCCUGACGAUCUGUUGAAGUUGGCCUUGCUGUCCUACCACGGUUGCCUGUGA